UCUUGCAGUGCGCGCUGGCGGCGGUGUCGGGACGGGCUUGUGGGGUAGGUCGAGUCAUAUGACCCGCUCGGCUUCCUGACUCCGGCCGCCGCCGCCCUCCCGUGUCUGCCAGGGUCGCUCCAGGGUUCUCUGGAGCCGUUAAGGGGUCCAGGCCGAGGCUCGUUCGUGUGGAAGUCGUCUCCGUCGCCGUUUGCCCGCCCUCCCUCCUGUCCUCUCCAGGCCCUUACCAUGCUGGCUCUCAUCUCCCGCCUGCUGGACUGGUUCCGCUCGCUCUUCUGGAAGGAGGAGAUGGAGCUGACCCUCGUGGGGCUGCAGUACUCCGGCAAGACCACCUUCGUCAAUGUCAUCGCGUCGGGUCAGUUCAGUGAAGAUAUGAUACCUACAGUGGGCUUCAACAUGAGGAAAGUAACAAAAGGUAACGUCACAAUAAAGAUCUGGGACAUAGGCGGACAGCCCCGAUUCCGGAGCAUGUGGGAACGGUAUUGCAGAGGAGUCAAUGCUAUUGUUUACAUGAUAGAUGCUGCAGAUCGUGACAAGAUAGAAGCCUCUCGCAAUGAACUACACAAUCUUCUAGAUAAGCCACAGUUACAAGGAAUUCCGGUAUUAGUACUUGGAAACAAGAGAGAUCUUCCAAAUGCCUUGGAUGAGAAACAGCUAAUUGAAAAAAUGAAUCUGUCUGCUAUUCAGGAUAGAGAAAUUUGCUGCUAUUCAAUUUCUUGCAAAGAAAAGGAUAAUAUAGAUAUCACACUUCAGUGGCUUAUUCAACAUUCAAAAUCUAGAAGAAGCUGAAACAUCUCCUGAAGUCUUCCAGUCCUUCUUGGCUAUAAUCCUAGAAUUACUGUCCGUUCCUCUGAAGUACUUCCCAGAAUGUGGUCCUUCCCAAACCCAAGAAAUUGCCUUUUUCAGAGUUUAUUUCUCAUGUGCACUGCUGAAAAUGUGUAACCCUAUUACUUCAUAAAGAAUCAACUAGAGUUGUCAUGAUAAAGUCAGCACACAUAAAAAGGCUUCUCACACAUAUAGUACUUGUGUUAAACAGUGUGUAGAGCUUUUUUUUUGGUUUUUAGUUUUACAAAAAGAAUGCAUACUUUUCACCAUCUUAAAUCCAGAAAGUUGCAUAUUUCCAUUCUGGCCUUUCUGGGCCAGAUUUUUAUAUUGGUUUUCAGUAAAUAUCUAUAUUUCAUUAUAGAGUCCAGUAGCUUAAUACUGAUAAUGACUUGAUACAGCAUGAAAUUUCUAGUGUCACACAGUAUUUAGAAAACCUUUUAAGCCUAAUUAAUGUGGGAUAAUAAACAUAAUGUUUAUUUUAUCUCACAAAUGCAUGUGAAAUAUAUAAUUAUACCUUAGGAAUUAAACAGUGGUCUGUGAACAGGUAGCAGAGGCAUCAUAUCCGUGUUGCUGGUUCUUUAUACUGGAGAGAUCCUGCCUAAUGAAUUUCACAGGCAUUCUGCUUUCUGGGAAUCCUUUAUCACAGAUAACAGUUGGAAGUAUGGGAGGAGUUAAUGUAUGCUGUUUUUUAUCUGCCCAGAUCAUAAAUUUUUUUAAAACUUUUUUUCUUUCAGUACUUUUUUAAGGGAUUGGGAAUUGAAGAUUUUCUCAAAAGUUUUCAUGAAUUUAGAGUAUUCCAGCCAAUAUAAUAAAGCCUGUUAAGAAUGUCAGACUUCGUUCAAAUACCUGUUUGUUCUUUCUAUCUCUAGUCAUUAAAUCAGUGCUGCUGCAUGACACUCUAACCCUUGACUUUUUAUAUCCAGUCAUAAAGUUGACUUUCAGCACAAAAGACACUUAUAAACAAAUAAAAAUUCUUAUUUUUUUCUAAGAUUUGGCACUCUUUUGUCUAGGGCCAUCAGACAUCUUGAUUAUUGUGACAACUCUAGACCUGCCUGCUUUGUCUAACAUAAUCAUGUAGAGUGUCUACAGGUUGGUUAAUAGUCACACAGAGAACUGAGGAACUGAUGCUGUUUGUUUGCUUCAUACAGAAAUGUAUAGAAACAAAAUGAACAUAUUUUGUAGUUUAGUGAUCUCCAUAAACAUAAAGGGACAUAUUAUUACUGGUUCACUUGUAAAUUGUUAUUCAUACAGAAUGCUAUAGUAGAUACAACUCUGGUACACCUUCUUAUAUGUUGCCUCACACUGUGUGUGAUUUUGUUUCUUUUGUUAAGCAGCACUUAUGUAGACAGUGCAUUUUCAGAUGUGUAGUCAACAGUAUUUCUUUUAAUGAAUACCAGUUUAAUUUAUAGACUGCCAUGGCCUUAAAAAUAUUCUGUACAAAAUACUGCACUGUGUUGCACAGACACUGCUUAUUUUUCUCCAUUCACAUUUUUUAACAAGGAGAAUCUGAGCUUUAAAAGUUCUAUUAUUUGAGGCAUGUUGCAUACUUCUUAGAUAGGAUGGGUGAUUCUAUAAAUGAAGGGAUAUUUAAAAUUGCUACCAUAGUUCAAUAUCAUUAAUGGUCACUGGGAACCAUUAUAAACACCAUAAGAACUUGUGCCUAAAAAGAGGAAUUGGAACUAAAAUGUGUGACUCUGUGGGGACUGCUUAGGUUUGUUAACUGACCUUCAGCUAACCCUUACUGUGUUUGUGUCUGUUUGUUGCUUUCAGCAUUUCAAGACAUCUAAAUGCUACUACCAACAUUUUCCUGUGCAUAACAUUUGCAUGUGAAAACUUGACAGUUAUUAAAUUUUGUAAAUAAGUAAAUUUUUUAUUUAGGUGGAUGCAUUUUUUGUCUGUUUACUGCUCUUCUCAGCUUUAUUCAAUAAAAUUGCAUUUUGAGGGUUGUAUUACCCAUUUUAAAUGUGCAUCAUGAUGGAAGGUGCACACUUUUUUGGAAAGAGAUAGCAAGAAAAUUACCACAAGGAGGAGGGUCUGUAGACCAUGUGCUAGACAGAAAUCAACUCAGGGGCCAGGGAUUUAGCUCAGUGGUUUCACUGCCUGCUGCGCAAGUGCAAGGACCCGAGUUCGAUCCCCGGUACCAAAAAAAAAA
This is a messenger RNA of Heterocephalus glaber (naked mole-rat), 2977 nucleotides long. It is a transcript of the gene Arl8b, whose product is annotated as ARF like GTPase 8B. Gene Ontology annotation, biological process: anterograde axonal transport; protein transport. Gene Ontology annotation, cellular component: lysosomal membrane. NCBI's taxonomy places the organism in Eukaryota, Metazoa, Chordata, Mammalia, Rodentia, Bathyergidae. The record is from RefSeq and is a predicted model, not a curated record. Gene Ontology annotation, molecular function: GTPase activity; GTP binding.